AUGGACACUCAACCGUUUGCCGCGCAACGCUUCAGGGAGGACGGCAAAGUCCACAUCCUGGUGGCUGUCUCCGGGUCUGUCGCCACCAUCAAACUGCCCAAUAUCACGGCGGCACUCUGUCAGAAUGAGAGGGUUUCAGUCCGCAUCAUAGUCACGGAGGCCUCGGAGAAUUUUCUCAUGAAUCAGAGCUCAGAGCAACCAAUCCUUGACUCCCUGCUGCAAAUAGAAGGGGUGGACGGAAUCCAUCGUGACCGGGACGAAUGGUCCCCGCCAUGGACGCGCGGGGGACCGGUUCUCCACAUUGAGCUGCGCAAAUGGGCACAUCUUCUGCUGGUUGCCCCCAUGUCGGCCAACACCAUGGCGAAGAUGGUAAAUGGGAUUGCUGACAACCUGCUGCUCUCGACUAUCAGGGCCUGGGACACGACGGGGCUAGUAGACAAGGAAUUCAAGAAUUUGACGCCAAGGAUAUUUGUGGCGCCAAGUAUGAACACGGCAAUGAUGAUUCAUCCCGUGACCGAGAAGCAAUUGAAGGUUCUACGGGAUGAAUGGGGAUGGAGCGAAUCGAAUCCGCAAGGAUGGGUGACUGUCUUGCCUCCCAUUGAAAAGAAUCUCGCCUGCGGAGACGUGGGAAGCGGAGGCAUGAUGGAGUGGAAAGAUAUUGUCAGGGUCAUCCAGGAUUAUAUACAAUGGGCGCAGAUGCCCUAG
This is a messenger RNA of Penicillium olsonii, 705 nucleotides long. NCBI's taxonomy places the organism in Eukaryota, Fungi, Ascomycota, Eurotiomycetes, Eurotiales, Aspergillaceae. The record is from the annotation of a GenBank genome assembly.